CUGCGGUGUUUCCCGCGCGGGCUAUCCCAGUUGGCGGGCGAACGGCGCGGCCUUUCUUAGCGCCGGCGGCGCUGCCGCAGUCAUGGGGUUCCUGAAGCUGAUUGAGAUCGAGAACUUUAAAUCGUACAAGGGUCGGCAGAUUAUCGGACCAUUUCAGAGGUUCACCGCCAUCAUUGGACCCAAUGGCUCUGGUAAGUCAAAUCUCAUGGAUGCCAUCAGCUUUGUGUUGGGUGAGAAAACCAGCAACCUGCGGGUAAAGACCCUAAGGGACCUGAUCCACGGAGCUCCUGUGGGCAAACCAGCAGCCAACCGAGCCUUUGUCAGCAUGGUUUACUCUGAAGAGGGUGCUGAGGACCGCACAUUUGCCCGUGUCAUUGUAGGAGGUUCCUCUGAGUACAAGAUCAACAACAAAGUGGUCCAGCUACAUGAGUACAGUGAGGAAUUAGAGAAGUUGGGCAUUCUUAUCAAAGCUCGUAACUUCCUCGUCUUCCAGGGUGCUGUGGAAUCUAUUGCCAUGAAGAACCCCAAAGAGAGGACAGCUCUUUUUGAAGAGAUCAGUCGCUCUGGGGAGCUGGCCCAGGAAUAUGACAAGCGAAAAAAGGAAAUGGUAAAAGCUGAAGAGGACACACAGUUUAAUUACCAUCGCAAAAAAAACAUUGCAGCUGAACGCAAGGAGGCCAAACAAGAAAAAGAAGAGGCUGACCGCUACCAGCGCCUGAAGGAUGAGGUGGUGCGAGCUCAGGUACAGUUGCAGCUUUUCAAACUUUAUCAUAAUGAAGUGGAAAUUGAGAAGCUCAACAAAGAACUGGCCUCUAAGAACAAGGAGAUAGAGAAGGACAAGAAGCGGAUGGACAAGGUAGAGGAUGAGCUGAAGGAGAAGAAGAAGGAGCUGGGCAAAAUGAUGCGGGAACAACAGCAGAUUGAGAAGGAGAUCAAGGAGAAGGACUCAGAGCUGAACCAGAAGCGGCCUCAGUACAUCAAGGCCAAGGAAAAUACUUCCCACAAAAUCAAGAAGCUGGAAGCAGCCAAAAAGUCACUACAGAAUGCUCAGAAGCAUUAUAAGAAGCGUAAAGGUGACAUGGAUGAGCUGGAAAAGGAGAUGCUGUCAGUGGAGAAAGCUCGGCAGGAAUUUGAGGAACGGAUGGAAGAGGAAAGUCAGAGUCAGGGCAGAGAUUUGACCUUGGAGGAGAAUCAGGUGAAGAAAUAUCACCGGUUGAAAGAAGAAGCCAGCAAGAGAGCAGCUACCCUGGCCCAGGAGCUGGAGAAGUUCAAUCGAGACCAGAAGGCCGACCAGGACCGGCUGGAUCUGGAAGAACGGAAGAAAGUAGAGACAGAGGCCAAGAUCAAGCAAAAGCUGCGGGAGAUUGAAGAGAAUCAGAAACGGAUUGAGAAACUAGAGGAAUACAUCACAACCAGCAAGCAGUCUCUAGAGGAACAGAAGAAACUAGAGGGGGAGCUGACAGAGGAGGUGGAGAUGGCCAAGAGACGUAUUGAUGAGAUUAAUAAGGAGCUGAACCAGGUAAUGGAGCAGCUGGGGGAUGCCCGCAUCGACCGCCAGGAGAGCAGCCGCCAACAGCGAAAGGCCGAAAUUAUGGAAAGCAUCAAGCGCCUGUACCCUGGUUCUGUGUACGGCCGCCUCAUUGACCUCUGCCAGCCCACACAAAAGAAGUAUCAGAUUGCAGUAACCAAGGUUUUGGGCAAGAACAUGGAUGCCAUUAUUGUAGACUCAGAGAAGACAGGCCGGGACUGCAUUCAGUAUAUCAAGGAGCAGCGUGGGGAGCCUGAGACUUUCUUACCUCUUGAUUACCUGGAGGUAAAACCUACAGAUGAGAAACUCCGGGAGCUGAAGGGGGCAAAGCUGGUGAUUGAUGUGAUUCGCUAUGAGCCACCUCACAUCAAAAAGGCCCUGCAGUAUGCUUGUGGCAAUGCCCUUGUCUGUGACAAUGUGGAGGAUGCCCGCCGCAUAGCCUUUGGAGGCCACCAGCGCCACAAGACAGUGGCACUGGAUGGGACCCUGUUCCAGAAGUCAGGGGUGAUCUCUGGCGGGGCCAGUGACCUGAAGGCCAAGGCCCGACGCUGGGAUGAGAAAGCAGUAGACAAGUUGAAAGAGAAGAAGGAGCGGUUGACAGAAGAGCUGAAGGAGCAGAUGAAGGCAAAGCGAAAAGAGGCAGAACUACGUCAGGUGCAGUCUCAGGCCCACGGACUGCAGAUGCGGCUCAAGUACUCACAGAGUGACCUAGAACAGACCAAGACACGGCAUCUGGCCCUUAAUCUGCAGGAAAAGUCCAAGCUGGAGAGUGAGCUAGCCAACUUUGGGCCUCGAAUCAAUGAUAUCAAAAGGAUCAUCCAGAGCCGAGAGAGGGAAAUGAAAGACUUAAAGGAGAAGAUGAACCAGGUAGAGGAUGAGGUAUUUGAAGAGUUUUGUCGGGAGAUUGGUGUGCGCAAUAUCCGGGAGUUUGAGGAAGAGAAGGUGAAGCGGCAGAAUGAAAUCGCCAAGAAGCGUUUGGAGUUUGAGAAUCAGAAGACUCGUUUGGGUAUCCAGUUGGAUUUUGAAAAGAACCAACUGAAGGAGGACCAGGAUAAAGUACACAUGUGGGAGCAGACAGUGAAAAAAGAUGAAAAUGAGAUCGAAAAGCUCAAGAAGGAGGAGCAGAGACAUAUGAAGAUCAUAGAUGAGACCAUGGCGCAGCUACAAGACCUGAAGAACCAGCACCUGGCCAAGAAGUCAGAGGUGAAUGACAAGAACCAUGAGAUGGAGGAGAUUCGUAAGAAACUGGGGGGCGCCAACAAGGAAAUGACCCAUUUACAGAAGGAGGUGACAGCCAUUGAGACCAAGCUUGAACAGAAGCGCAGUGACCGCCACAACUUGCUACAGGCCUGCAAGAUGCAGGACAUCAAGUUGCCACUGUCUAAGGGCACCAUGGAUGAUAUUAGUCAGGAAGAGGGUAGCUCCCAAGGGGAGGAUUCAGUGAGUGGCUCCCAACGGACUUCCAAUAUCUAUGCUCGAGAGGCUCUCAUCGAGAUUGACUACGGUGACCUGUGUGAGGAUCUGAAGGAUGCCCAGGCUGAGGAGGAGAUCAAGCAGGAGAUGAACACGCUGCAGCAGAAGCUGAAUGAGCAGCAGAGUGUGCUCCAGCGUAUUGCUGCCCCCAACAUGAAGGCCAUGGAAAAGCUGGAAAGUGUCCGAGACAAGUUCCAAGAGACCUCAGACGAAUUUGAGGCGGCCCGAAAGCGAGCCAAGAAGGCCAAGCAGGCAUUUGAACAGAUCAAGAAGGAACGCUUUGACCGCUUCAAUGCCUGUUUUGAAUCGGUGGCCACCAACAUUGAUGAGAUCUACAAGGCCCUGUCCCGUAACAGCAGUGCUCAGGCGUUCCUGGGCCCUGAGAACCCUGAGGAGCCCUACUUGGAUGGCAUAAACUACAACUGUGUGGCUCCUGGCAAACGCUUCCGACCCAUGGACAACUUGUCAGGGGGGGAGAAAACAGUUGCAGCUCUGGCCUUGCUCUUUGCCAUCCACAGCUACAAGCCAGCCCCUUUCUUCGUCCUGGAUGAGAUCGAUGCUGCCCUGGAUAACACCAACAUUGGCAAGGUGGCAAAUUACAUCAAGGAGCAGUCGACUUGCAACUUCCAGGCCAUCGUCAUUUCUCUCAAGGAGGAGUUCUACACCAAGGCUGAGAGCCUCAUUGGAGUCUACCCUGAGCAAGGGGACUGUGUGAUCAGCAAAGUCCUGACCUUCGACCUCACCAAGUACCCAGAUGCCAACCCCAACCCCAAUGAGCAGUAGCAGUAGUUCUGCCUUCCUACCCUGUCUGGAUCCUUAAGCUGCCCCUCUCCCAAUCUCUGGAUAUCUGGUGCCCAACCUUCCCCUACUUCCUGUCCCUGUUUGGUAUUAUCAUGGGAUUUAGGCACUGCUAUCAAGCACGAAGAGGAACAGAGGUGAUGUUAGUUCUGGAGCAGAAAUUCCUGAGCUUCAGGGAGCAUCCUGGCCUCUGGAAGGAGGUGCUGAGCUGAGCUGAGCUGAACUGAGCUGAACAGGGCCAUCUGUCCAUCCCCCUUUCCUCCCUUCCAGACCUUCUUCCAUCAUCCAUAAUCAUGGGUCCUUUGGGCCCCCUUGCAUUUUGCUUGUGUGUGGGUAUGUAUGCGUGUGUAUAUGUGUCCACAUGUGCGCAUGUGGGUGUGCUUGCAAAAUAAUAUAGAUAUUAGAGACCCAUUUUAGAAGGAGCCUAGGAUGAAUUUGAUUCCAAGAGAGCUUAGUAUGACAGCACCCCGGAGCUGGGCAGAAGUAUUCCGGACCUCAUAGGAUUCAGGCAGUUACAUGAAACCGCCCUCAUUCAUGUUUUUGUUCAUUUUGUGUGUUCGUCAGACACAUACUGAAAACCUUUUUGUCAGACUCUAUGCUAGGAAUACAGAACUGAGUCAGACAUGAUCUCUACUCUCCUACUAGGAGGAUGCUAAUUCAUGAGUUCCCGUGGUUAGCUGAAUCAGGUAAAGGUGCUUUGAAUUUGAAAAGAGGACGAUCACCUCCAGGCUUUCCGGAGGUCACUUUUCAGCUGGACCUUAAGUUGGUAGGAUUUGGUUGGGUACUAGGAGCAGAGCCUGGGCUCUGGGGACAGUUCUAGUCCCAUUUUUUAUUACUUUCUAGUUUGACGCUGGGCAAGUCAUUUGACCUUUCUGUGCCUCAGUUUCCUCAUUUAUAAAAUGGGGCUAACAGUAUUUACCUACCUCACAGGAUUUAAUGAUGUCAAACUCCUCACUGGAGGCCUUAUCCUUGCUUAGAGCCCAGUAGGUGCCAACACCUCAGAAUACAAGUCUUCACAUGCCUAACGCCUGAGGGCUUCUGAUCCCAAUUGUUAAGGACAGAAGGAGCCUCCAGAUUUGGGAGAUGCUGAAUGCUCUGGUUAUUGGAAAAGUUCCAGGGCAUUGAUGGGGUUUACCUGGUAAGUGGAGGGCCUAAGGAACCCUAUAGCUUAAAUCACAUAUAACUGAGUGCCUAGAUCUCAACCUGGGUUGUGAGGAGGUAGGGGAGAGGUAGCCUGGGCCAUAUCCUGGCUGAAUGCAUGUGAUGUUCCUUUUGGGAAAUGACUGUGUUAGUUGCAGAGGUAGCUCAGUGUGCUGCCAUGAGAUCAGUCUUUGCUUCUUCACAUCGUCAGACCAUCAUCACCUUGUCCUGAUCUGUAUACUACAUUUUUGUUUUUUAAAAGUUUAAUCAAUUGUAAUUACCCAAGUAAUGAAUGAAUUUUCUUUUUAAGAAAUUAGAUUGUUGCAAAUAAUGGUAGUCAUUCAACUACCAUUCCCCCAUCCCAUCUUAAUUGCUGUAAUGUCUGUUGUACAUCCAUCUUAAUUUUAAGACUUUUACAUGUGAAUUAAUUGACUAUAUUGUGUUUAAUGCAGAUGAUGUAUUGACUCAUUCUGCAGUUUUCUUUCUUUGCUUAGCUAUAUUUUUGAGAUCUAUGCAUGUUGCUAAAUGUAGAAGCAGUUCAUCCUUUGUAAUUGUUAGGUAGAUUGCCAUUAUGUGACUCUACCACAUUUUAUUUACCCAUUUCUCAUGUGAUAGACUGUUUUCUGUUUUUGCUUUUAUAGGAUGCUAAGCAGGAGCGUGUGUGUGUGUGUGUGUGUGUGUGUGUGUGUGUGUGUGUGUGAAAACUUACCUAGGGUAGAUUACUAGAAACUAAAUUGCAGAGUCGUAGGCUAUUUAUGCUUUUGUUUUUAAUAGAUACUUCCAAAUUGCCCUCCUGUACUAUUUACCCAGUAUUUUUCUUGAGAUUGUCUUAGGUCUAAUAUUGUUAUCUACUUUAGUUUCAUCCUAAGUAGCGAUAACCGUGAAACAAUGGGUUUGAUGUGCUAAGUAUGUAAUUUUCUAAUUCAUAUUAAAAGGGACAACUAUCAAAACAAAUUUAUCUGUGCUCAACCAAAGAAAUCGCAUACCACCUGUGGUGUGUGUGCCAUAAUUUGGGAAAUGCUGGUGUAUGUGGAAAAGCACAAUUUGGGAGUCACCCUGAUUCAAAUCCUAGCUGCAGAAACUUGAGCCCGUUAGUUCACCUCCCUGAGCCUCGGUUUCCUCACGAAGGAAAGGAGAUAAUGUACACCUACCUUGCAGCCAUGUAAGGAAGAUGAAAUGUAUCUGUAGCUAUUUGGCUGACAUCUAGGUCAUCACAGGCUUUUAAAGGUAGUAAUUGCUAUUCUUCCCACUUUACAGAUGAGGAGACUGAGGCCCAGGAAGGUGAAGUAACCCGGCUGCCAGGUAGCAGUGAAGGUUUGAACCCAGGCCCUCCAAUUCAGUCUUGUGUUUUCUCCAUUGUGAGGGUGGUUAUCAACCUUGGCUAUUCACUGGAAUCACCUGUGAAGCUUUUUCUUUUCCUGUUUUUUUUUUUUUUUCUGUCUGCACUGUGUGGCUUGCAGGAUCUCAGUUCCCCAACCAGGGAUUGAACCUGGGCUGUGGUAGUGAAAGCCCAGAAUCCUGACCACUAGGCCACCAAUGAACUCCCUCUUUUUCCUUUUUAAGAAUCAAAGCAAUAUAUACACCAGUUAGAAAAUAAAAUAAUACAGAAGGGCUUAUAAUGAAAAGCAGCAGUUCCUUGCUGCACUCCCAUGUCCAAAGGAUGUGGAGCUCCUUGCUCUGGUCCCACGCCUGGAAAUCUAAUUCAGUAGGUGUGGAUGAUAAUCUGGGUAACUAAUCCCUACCUCACGAGGUAGAAAGCAUUACAUGAAUUGCCUCAGGCUAAGGCCCUGGCACAUAGGAACACAAAUGCUACAAAGGAUUUAAAUCCUGAGGCUCAGAGAGGUGAGAUGACUUGUCUUGAGAUCCCAGUGGUUCUGUUACAGAGCCUAGACUUCAACUAGGAUCUUCUCUGUUUGCCCAGUGCUUUCUCUUGUGUCACACUGCCUCCUAUCAUCACAAGACAACACACACUCAGUGCAGGCUGUGCCCAGGAGAGAGCGGACACUGUGGUGUGUUUCCAAGAGCCAGCUGGACCUGAGUGAAAUCCCUAGGGCUAGUUGAAGGACACUAGGUUGACUCCCUUAUGUUCUGGACCUAGUAGCCUUAGUCUGGGGACACAAACAUGAAUCAAAUCUUUAUCCUGUCCUUGAGGAGCUCAGUGUCUAGUUAGGGAGGCAAUUUAUAAACCAAUGUGAUUAGCACUGUGACAGGAGCAUGGAUAAAGGAAGGGCAUCUAGCUUAGGUAGAGGUUCAGGGAAGACAUCCUCUAGUCUAGGAGGUGAAACCUGAGCUGAGUCUCAAAGGACUGGUAGGAAUUAGCCAGUUGAGGAGUUGAAAGAGAUUUCCAGAUAGUGGGAACAGUAUGCACAAGACCUGCGGUCAAGUAACAGCCCACCAGUUCAGAAAUACUGAGCCAUAAGGUUUCCUGGGCUGGGGAAGUAGCAGGAAGUGAAGCUGGAGAGGUAGUCAGGAACCAGAUUUGAAAUGAGUCGUAAGAACCUGGCUAUAGAACAGAUUUACCUCAGAACACUUUGGUUCCCUAACUGGCUGUAUACCAGAAACACAGGGUGCAUCCUGGAUGACACCCCCCCACCUAAAAAUUCAGUUUCCAUAACUGGGUGGGGGCCUCAGGAUCUGGAGAGCUUAUAAAUGUGAGGGUGUCUAGGGUGCAGCCAGGUUUGGGAACUGUGGGUUGGAGACAGCAGAGGAGACUAGAUAAGAAACAAACCCCUUUCUGGCUAGCCAGUGUGGAAGCAGAUUAGGUUAGAUGCUCAAGCUAUAUGCUCCCUUAGUUCAAUUCUCACACUGUUUUAUAUUUGCCUGUUUUCUCUCUCCAAAUAAGCUAUAAGCCCCACAGGGGUGGGUGUGUGGCUAUCUUGCUACUAGUAUACCCCCAGCAAAAAGCACAGUGCCUGACCCCAAAAAGGCAUCCAAAAAAUAGUUUUUGAAUGAAUGAAUACAUGUGUGAAGGAGAAAAUGGAGACAGAUUAGUUAGGGAACUAUUGAAAAUACUAGGGCAAGGACAGUGGGACUAGAUUGGAGAUGAUAAGGUGUGAGCCAUUAAAGGAAGAGAUGUGCUUCAUCUUGGUGACUGAUUAUUGGAUGUGAAGUGUGACUGGGAGGAUAGAAUGAAUACUCGUUAAUAGCCAAGAUUCCUACUCUGUCCCAGUCAUUCUCCUUCAUUAUUCAUUUGAAUCAGAACUCCUUCCAGCUUCCUCAGCAAUUGAAAUUCCUCAAGUUAAGUAAACAUUCUAUGUGUGCUGUGUGGUCUCCCCCUCCUCCCCAGCCAUUGAUUCAUUCAUUGAGUUCAAUAAAUCUUGGCUAAGCACCUCCUGUGCCCUUCCAAGGUGGAACUCUGACUCCCUCUUUCCUACCUCAGAUGUUUUUGAGGGCUUCCCCAGACAAGACUUAGAUCCCUUAUACAGUAACCUAAAGGGAGAUACUCAAACACCAGACCUGUAAGGGAACCUACAGACUUCGUCCAGUCCCCUCCUGAGGCUCUCAGUGGGGAAGAAACUUGCCUAAGGCCCCACUACUAGGAAAUGUAGGAGCCAGAACUGGAACGUAAGUUCCCUUUCCACAUUGCCCCUAGAGCCUUGAUUUCUCCCAUUGCAGAUCAGAUCAGGCAGAAAAGGCCAAGGAGAAGGUUGGCCUUUGAAGGUCACUGGUACUGGACAAGCGAACAAGAAGCUUGCCAGUUACACUGCUCCCUUUUGGAAGCCCUCAGCAGACCUUCCAUGCCCACAGUCCCUUUUAAGGGGUUUCUUAAGCAUGAGUUGCCAUGCUCUGUACCAUGUGACCUCACAAUCCUGGCCAAAGAUGACAAAGUUGGGAUAGUAUCUUACUCAUGGACAGCCAAUCUCUAAGCUGGACAAUGUCCUAUUAGGUGGACUGAUGUAAGAACUCCACCUCCUAGCCAUGGCCUGUAUGAGAUGACAAAUGUAUGAAACAACCAGAUCCUUUUUCAGGGAGGUCGAAUGUGAGGCAUUCAGAAGAAGUGAACAAUUAGAAUUUAGCAAGGCAGACGUGGUGGUGGAUGAGGGAUGUCAGAAACUGAAUAGCAAAAACAAGGAGAAAGCUGCAAAAACCAUGAAGCAUGUGAGAAUGUGGGGCCACAGGUAGCAGAAGCCAUGAAGCAACAAGACUAUGGGCCAAAAGGACACAGAAGCCAUGAAGCAAUAGGAGCCACAAUGUAGCAGUAGCCUAGAGGAACAGAAAUGAGACAAAACCCUGAAUCUGUGAGAUCCACGAAGCAACAGAAAGCUUGAACAGACGAGAUCCAUGAGGCAGCAGAAGCAAUGGAAACUGCAAGAGCCUCAAGGUAGCUGCAACCGUGUGGCAGUGAGGCAGCAAAAAUCAGAGGCAGCAGGAUAGACCAGGCAAGCAGAAGUUACAGCACAGAGAAGCCCCCGAUUAAUUGGAACUGAAGCCCCAGAAGCCAGGAAACUGCAGGAGCCAGGAGGCCCAGAAGCUGUGCCCCGAAGGCCACAGGCUGGCAUGGAGGGGAGCAGAGAGAAGGUAGUCAGUAUCAGUAGGAGGAGUAUAAACACUGCCAGAAAGAAGUUGAGUCACCAUUUUGAGAAGCACUAGAGAAGGGAGCAACAGAUGCCUGCAGCUGAGGGGGUGAAAAGAUAAGCCAGGCUCUAGCGCUGCUUUGGAUCAUGAACCAUUUUCAAGUUUCUGUUCUGUGAGGCUGCCUGUGUAGCUGUUUUUGUCUUCCUUAUUUCCCUGUGAAUGCUUCAAUAAAUCUCCAUCACUAA
This is a messenger RNA of Odocoileus virginianus texanus, 9699 nucleotides long. RefSeq names its product structural maintenance of chromosomes 1A (gene SMC1A). NCBI's taxonomy places the organism in Eukaryota, Metazoa, Chordata, Mammalia, Artiodactyla, Cervidae. Gene Ontology annotation, cellular component: nucleus; chromosome; meiotic cohesin complex. Gene Ontology annotation, molecular function: DNA binding; ATP binding; protein binding. Gene Ontology annotation, biological process: sister chromatid cohesion. The record is from RefSeq and is a predicted model, not a curated record.